AUGAAAAGAGUUAUGCGGUUUGGUAGAAAUUGUAAGCUUAGCCCUCAUUUUAUUUUACCUUACGAGAUUUUGAGAAGAAUUGGAAAAGUGGCUUACGAGUUGAAGUUACCAUCUGAGAUGGUUAUUGUGCAUCCUGUGUUUCACAUUUUGAUGUUGAGAUCAUACAAGCCUGAUCCUUCUCAUGUCUUGAAUCACGAAGAGAUUAAAAUAAACGAAGGGUUGUCUUAUGAAGAAGAACCUGUUAAAGUCUUGGAAAGUCAUGUUAGGAGAUUGAGAACGAAAGAUGUGGCUUCGGUUAAAGUCCUGUGGCAUUGUCAUAAUACUGAAGAAGCUACUUGGGAAGCUGAGGAGGACAUAAGAAAGGGAUAUCCUCAUUUGUUCCCUAUUGUAGGCUUGAAUAAUUUGUUUGAUGUAUCGUUGUCUUAUGUUACCUUAAAGGAUAACUCACUUUGUACAAGAACUUUAGAAUUCUGUGUACAUGAGGUUUAG
This is a messenger RNA of Lycium ferocissimum, 489 nucleotides long. RefSeq lists its product as uncharacterized. The record is from RefSeq and is a predicted model, not a curated record. The coding region runs from base 1 to 489 and encodes 162 amino acids. The transcript is spliced from 2 exons. NCBI's taxonomy places the organism in Eukaryota, Viridiplantae, Streptophyta, Magnoliopsida, Solanales, Solanaceae.